Messenger RNA from Stegodyphus dumicola, 2479 nucleotides. Its product is annotated as proton-coupled amino acid transporter 1-like. NCBI's taxonomy places the organism in Eukaryota, Metazoa, Arthropoda, Arachnida, Araneae, Eresidae. The record is from RefSeq and is a predicted model, not a curated record. Gene Ontology annotation, biological process: amino acid transmembrane transport. Gene Ontology annotation, molecular function: L-amino acid transmembrane transporter activity. Gene Ontology annotation, cellular component: vacuolar membrane.
GAUGACCACAAAAUUAUGUGGGAACCAUUCGAAAUAUCAAGUACACAGUGUAGUGACUCUGACUCCGAAUAUGAAGAGUAUUCAUCCAACAGUAUCAACAGCGCAGAGGUUUCUUUAGUCACUCUUGAAUGGCCCGUUUCUGUUUCCUGAACAGUGAUGGAAUUAAAUGAGAUAGUGGUAUCAACAACUGUCGGUGAUUCUGUGUCGUCCUCAACUCCUUUAUCAACCUGCAGUGUUCAUGAGGUCGCUGUGGUCAUUUGUUACUUUGUCCUGGCCCUGGCAAGUGGAAUUUAUAGUUCUACAUCUGGUUUUGUGCUGAAUCAGAAGAAUGUCAUACUACCGAAUUAUGAUGAGACAGAAGCUGCACGCUUAUUGCCAAGAGACAGAAAUACUGUGGCUCGGCUUGGUAAUGUGGUGGAAUCUGAGCUGGAGUCACAGCAGCAAAUCAGUCAUUCACAACGAACUUCAAAUUUUGCUACCUUAAUGCAUUUGCUAAAGGGAAACAUUGGCACUGGAAUUUUAGCUAUGCCAAAUGCUGUGUCAAAUGCUGGCCUUCUGGUGGGCAGUGUAGGCAUUCCUAUUUUAGGUGUUAUUUGUGUCCAUUGUAUGCAUUUGUUAGUCAUUAGCAGUAAAACACUAGCAAGAAAGAUUGGAUGCACAUCUCUUGAUUAUUCGGGCACAGCAGAACAAGCAUUCCGUUUAGGACCAGCACGGGUACAGAAAUAUGCUAUGGUUGCAAGACAAGCAGUGAAUACUAUGCUCAUGCUCACACAAUUUGGCUUCUGUUGUGUUUAUUUCCUGUUUGUAUCAAAGAGUUUAUAUGAGGUGUGCAAAAACCUAAUUGGGUAUUCUCCUAUUGGGCCUAAAGCUUACAUGGGCAUACUUUUGCCAUUCAUGAUUCUUUUUAAUUUCAUUCGUAAUCUCAAGAAGUUAUCGCCUGCAUCUGCAUUGGCUAAUGUGUUACAGAGUGUUGGUCUUAUAAUGGUAUUGUACUACUUAUUACAAGGCCAUCAGAGCACAAAUCUGGAUGUGUACACAUCUUCCCUUUCAAAGCUGCCUCUUUAUUUUGGAACAGCCAUGUAUGCAUUUGAAGGAAUUGGUGUGGUUCUUCCUUUGGAAAAUGCAAUGGCUACUCCUGAGGAUUUUGGUGGAUUAAAUGGUGUGUUGAAUACAGGUAUGGUGGUAGUUGCCUGCUUAUAUACAGGAGUUGGUUUUUAUGGGUAUUUAAAGUAUGGGAAUGAUGUCAAGUCAAGUAUCACAUUUAAUCUGCCUCAGAAUGCUGUAAGUGAAGUGAUUCGAUUGAUGUUUGCUCUAGCCAUAUUCCUAUCAUAUGCCCUGCAACUGUAUGUGCCUCUGUCUAUUAUCUGGCCAUUCCUGAAGAGAAAAUUUGAUAUAGAAAGAUUUUCAGAAAAGGACCAACUUCUCAUGGAGCUUUUACUUCGGACUGUGCUUGUUAUCAUUACUUUUAUGGUGGCAAUUUCAAUACCACUGCUUGAUUUAUUCAUAUCUUUGGUUGGUGCACUUGCCAGUAGUUCUUUGGCUCUGAUAUUCCCUCCUAUCAUUGAACUCUGCUGUGUUUGGAAUACUAAUAUAAGUCGAAGAAAAUUAUGUCUCAUCACAAUUAAGAAUUUCCUGAUUGCAUGUUUUGGAUGUAUUGGCUGUGUGAUAGGUACAUAUACUGCAGUCUCUGAGAUUAUAUUUUGUUUACAAAAUCCAGAGGAUGCAAAAUGUGCUUCAUAAUGUGUAAUAUUCAGGGCAGCUUAUAUGUUAUGCAUGGAAGUGAAUUGUGUUCCAUCAGAGAAAAUGUGACGUGUUUGAAACGACUGUAAAUUAACAGAAUUUAGGGCACAAGAUAGCUAUUUCAUUUCAAAUUUUAUAUAAUGGAUAAAUGUAGGAUUUUACAAUUUUACAACGAACAUAUUUUGUAAUAUUCUAACAUGACCAUUUUAGGCUUUCUAUUAAUGGGAUUCAUAGUAGUUUUAUUUUUCAUGGUAGUUUUGUAAAAAAGUAUUAUGUUGCUUUAAUUUGAAACUCUUAAGUUGGAAGUUACAUUUUGUGUUUUUAUUCAUUAGUUAAAUAUUAUAUUUUUCAAGAUUCAAUAAUUAAUGUAAUUUAGAAUAUUUGUAAAAAAAAAAAAAAAAAAAAAAAAAAAAAAAACAUACUCUUUUUAUCGUACACCAUCAUUUACAUAAACCUACAGCUAUAUGGAGGUGUUUUAGCAUCUUCAGCUUUGGGUAUAUAGGUGCUGUUCUCUUCCAUGUGAUGUCUUUGUGUUUAAUCAUUCAUAUCUUGUAUAUAAAGUAAAGAUUACCUGUAUAUAAUUUGUGAUAUGAGCAGAUGCAAAAGUGAAUGAAAUAUAGCUUAAAGAAAGAAUCAAAUACUUUACUCUUUUGAAAUUACAGAAACUUAACAAUAAUUAUUUAAUAGAAUUAUUCAGCCUAAUAUACAGUUUAAAAACAUCUAAGGUAAUAUGAAAAAA